This is a messenger RNA of Otolemur garnettii (small-eared galago), 5428 nucleotides long. RefSeq names its product cysteine rich transmembrane BMP regulator 1 (gene CRIM1). Gene Ontology annotation, cellular component: extracellular region. The record is from RefSeq and is a predicted model, not a curated record. NCBI's taxonomy places the organism in Eukaryota, Metazoa, Chordata, Mammalia, Primates, Galagidae. The transcript is spliced from 17 exons. Gene Ontology annotation, molecular function: protein binding; serine-type endopeptidase inhibitor activity. The coding region runs from base 18 to 3098 and encodes 1026 amino acids.
GGCGGCGGCGCAGGAGGAUGUACUUGGUGGCGGGGGGCAGGGGGCUGGCCGGCUGCGGGCACCUCCUGGUCUCGCUGCUGGGGCUGCUGCUGCUUCUGGCGCGCUCCGGCACCCGGGCGCUGGUCUGUCUACCCUGCGACGAGUCCAAGUGCGAGGAGCCCAGGAGCUGCCCGGGGAGCAUCGUGCAGGGCGUUUGCGGCUGCUGCUACAUGUGCGCCCGCCAGAGGAACGAGAGCUGCGGCGGUGCCUACGGACUCCACGGUGCCUGCGACCGGGGGCUGCGCUGUGUCAUCAGACCCCCUCUCAAUGGCGACUCCAUCACCGAGUACGAAGUGGGCGUCUGCGAAGAUGAGAACUGGGAUGAUGACCAACUACUUGGCUUUGAACCAUGCAAUGAAAACCUUAUUUCUGGCUGCAAUAUAAUCAAUGGAAAAUGUGAAUGUGACACCAUUCGAACCUGCAACAAUCCCUUUGAAUUUCCAAGGAAGGAUAUGUGCCUUUCAGCUUUAAAGAGGAUUGAAGAAGAGAAGCCAGAUUGCUCCAAGGCCCGCUGUGAAGUCCAGUUCUCUCCACGUUGUCCGGAAGAUUCUGUUCUGAUCGAGGGCUAUGCUCCUCCCGGGGAAUGCUGCCCUUUACCCAGCCGCUGCGUGUGCGACCCGGCCGGCUGCCUGCGCAAAGUCUGCCAGCCGGGAUACCUGAACAUACUAGUGUCAAAAGCCUCAGGGAAGCCGGGGGAGUGCUGUGACCUGUAUGAGUGCAAACCAGUUUUCAGCGUGGACUGCAGCACCGUGGAGUGCCCCUCUGUCCAGCAGGCCGUGUGCCCCCUGGACAGCUACGAAACCCAAGUCAGACUCACAGCGGACGGCUGCUGUACUCUGCCCACGAGAUGCGAGUGUCUCUCUGGCUUAUGUGGUUUCCCCGUGUGUGAGGUGGGAUCCACUCCCCGCAUAGUCUCUCGUGGAGAUGGGACACCUGGAAAGUGCUGUGAUGUCUUUGAAUGUGUUAAUGAAACAAAGCCAGCCUGUGUCUUCAACAACGUGGAAUAUUAUGACGGAGACAUGUUUCGAAUGGACAACUGUCGCUUCUGUCGGUGCCAAGGGGGCGUGUCCAUCUGCUUCACUGCCCAGUGCGGCGAGCUGAACUGUGAGAGGUACUACGUGCCCGAAGGGGAGUGCUGCCCAGUGUGUGAAGAUCCAGUGUAUCCUUUUAAUAACCCUGCGGGCUGCUAUGCCAAUGGCCAGAUCCGUGCCCAUGGAGACCGGUGGCGGGAAGACGACUGUACGUUCUGCCAGUGUAUCAACGGAGAGCCCCACUGCGUUGCAACAGCCUGUGGACAGAGCUGCAUGCACCCCGUGAAAGUGCCCGGGGAGUGCUGCCCCGUGUGUGAAGAACCAACCUACAUCACAAUUGAUCCACCUGCGUGUGGGGAGUUAUCAAACUGCACUCUGACAGAGAAGGACUGCGUGUAUGGUUUCAAACUUGAUCACAAUGGCUGUCGAACUUGUCAGUGCAAAAACAGGGAGGAACUGUGCGCCGGCCUGAAGCGAGGCUGCACCGUGGAAUGUGCCUUUGGUUUCCUGACUGAUGCCCACAACUGUGAGAUCUGUCAGUGCCGCCCACGGCCCAGGAAGUGCAGACCCGUGAUCUGUGACAAGCAUUGCCCACUUGGUUACCUGAAGAAUAAGCACGGCUGUGACAUCUGUCGCUGUAAGAAAUGUCCAGAGCUCCCAUGCAGUAAAAUCUGUCCCUUGGGCUUCCAGCAGGACAGUCACGGCUGUCUUAUCUGCAAGUGCAGAGAGGUCCCUGCUUCAGCUGGGCCACCUGUCCUGUCAGGCACUUGUCUGUCCAUGGAUGGCCAUCAUCAUAAAAAUGAGGAAAGCUGGCAUGAUGGGUGCCGGGAAUGCUACUGUCACAAUGGACGGGAAAUGUGUGCCCUGAUCACCUGCCCGGUGCCUACCUGUGGCAACCCCACCAUUCAUCCUGGACAGUGCUGCCCAUCGUGUGCAGAUGACUUCGUGGUGCAGAAGCCAGAGCUCAGCACUCCGUCCAUUUGCCACGCCCCUGGAGGAGAGUACUUUGUGGAAGGAGAAACAUGGAACAUUGACUCCUGUACUCAGUGCACCUGCCACGGGGGACGGGUGCUGUGUGAGACCGAGGUGUGCCCACCACUGCUCUGCCAGAACCCCUCACGCACCCAGGACUCCUGCUGCCCUCAGUGUCCAGAUGAGCCUCCCCGGCCUUCCUCCCCUCAUAACGACAGCGUGCCUAGUUACUGCAAAAAUGAGGAAGGGGAUAUAUUCCUGGCAGCUGAGUCCUGGAAGCCUGACGUGUGUACCAGCUGCGUGUGCAUGGAUAGCGUCAUCAGCUGUUACUCUGAGUCUUGCCCUUCCGUGUCCUGCGAAAGACCAGUUUUGAGAAAAGGCCAGUGCUGUCCCUACUGCAUAGGUAAGACCAAGAAAAAAAAUGCUGCGUCUCUACCAGUGGCCAUUUGCCUAGAUCACUUCUGCUACUGCCUGCAGGGCCAGACCCUGUGUUCCACUGUCAGCUGCCCGCCUCUGCCCUGUGUGGAGCCCAUCAACGUGGAAGGAAGUUGCUGCCCAAUGUGUCCAGAAAUGUAUAUCCCAGAAGCAACCAAUAUACCCAUUGAGAAGACAAAUCAUCGUGGAGAGACUGACCUGGAGGUUCCCAUGUGGCCCACACCUGGUGAAAAUGACAUUCAUCUUCCUAGAGAUAUUGGUCACCUCCAGGUAGAUUACAGAGAUAACAACAGGCUGCAUCCAAGUGAAGAUUCUCCACUGGACUCAGUUGCCUUGGUUGUGGUUCCUAUAAUAAUAUGCCUCUCUAUUAUAAUAGCAUUCCUAUUCAUCAACCAGAAGAAACAGUGGAUACCACUGCUUUGCUGGUAUCGAACACCAACUAAGCCUUCUUCCUUAAAUAAUCAGCUGGUGUCUGUGGACUGCAAGAAAGGAACCAGAGUCCAGGUAGAAAGUUCCCAGAGAAUGCUAAGAAUUGCUGAACCAGAUGCAAGAUUCAGUGGCUUCUACAGCAUGCAAAAACAGAACCAUCUACAGGCAGACAACUUCUACCAAACAGUGUGAAAAAAGGCAACUUGGAUGAGGUUUCAAAAGACAGAAAAUGACUUAAAUCUGCUCUUAAAAGUAAACUAGAAUCUGUGCACUUGCUUAGUGGAUUGUCUUGGAUUGUGACUUGAUGUACAGCGCUAAGAACUCCCUGGGAUGGGCUCUGUCGACAGCAAUGUGCAGAACAAGCAUUCCCACCUUUCCUCAAGAUAACUGACCAAGUGUUUUCUUAGAACCAAAGUUUUUAAAGUUGCUAAGAUAUAUUUGCUUGUAAAAUAGCUGUAGAGAUAUUUGGGGGUGGGGACAGUGAGUUUGGUUGGGGAAACGGGUGGGAGGGUGGUGGUGGUGGGAAGAAACAUUGGUCAGCUUGGCUCGGGGAGAAAUCUAGUAAAAUAAAAGCAGUUCAGUGGUCCAGAGGAUAUUUUUUUUUCCUGUUAACUCUGAAGACUGUACUGGUUGCUGCAGAGCUCAAGCCUGAAUGAGCAGGAAACAAAAAAGGCCUUGCGACCCAGCUGCCAUAACCACCUUAAAAACUACCAGACAAGCGCAUCAGAACCUUUGAUAGCCAUCCCAGGUCUAAAGCCACAAGUUUCUUUUCUAUACAGUCACGACUGCAGUAGGCAGUGAGGAAGCCAGAGGAAUGCGAUAGCGACAUUUCUCUAAAGCGGGUUAUGAAAGAUAGAGACAGUUAUACUUUUUGCUGCUUUUGUUUUCUUACAAGCCAAUCAGCCAGUUCCUAGCAGAGUCAGCACAUGAACAUGAUCUAAGUCAUUUCUUGAUGUGAGCACUGGAGCUUUUCUUACGUCAGCGCGGCGGGAAGGAGGGAGAGGGCGAAGAACCAGGCAUUUCCAGGGGCUGUCCUUCACUGUGUGUCAUUGCUUUGUUCUGUUCUAUGGUUGUUCGUAGUUUCUGUUGAAGCUCUAGCUUAAGAAGAGACUUUUUUUAAAAAAGAAAAAAAGGACUGUUUGGGGAUUUUUUUUUCCUUUGUUAUAUACUGAUUCCACAAAAUAGAAACUACUUCAUUUUAAUUGUAUAUUAUUCAAGCACCUUUGUUGAAGCUCAAAAAAAAUUAUGCCUCUUUGAACUUUAGCAAUUAUAGGAAUAUUUAUGUAACUAUCUUAUGCUUCAGAAAACAAAAGUAUUUGUGUGCAUGUGUAUAUAAUAUAUAUGUGCAUAUAUAUUUAUACACAUACAAUUUAUGUUUUCCUGUUGAAUGUAUUUUUAUGAGAUUUUAACCAGUACAAAGGCAGAUAAACAGGCAUUCCAUUAUCGAUGCUUUUGAUCACUUACAAAUUUUGUUAAUAACACCAAAUCUCAUUCUACUUGCAGUCUGAUUAGAAAGGUGUGUGUAUGUAUGUGUGAGUCUGUGGAUGUGGAUGCUGUGAGCACGCCCACCCUGAGCAGUCAGCACUGCACCUGCUAUGGAAAGGGGUCUUCCUUAUUAAAAUCUUCCUCAUUUGAUUUGCUUUCAGUUGGUUUUCAAUUCGCUCACUGGCCAGAAACAUUGAUGGCAGUUUUUAUCUGCAUCACUAAUCAGCUCCUGGAUUUUUUUUUUUUCUUCAAACAACUGUUUGAAACAACUACUGGAAUAUUGUCCACAAUAAGCUGGAAGUUUGUUGUAGUUUGCCUCAAAUAUAACUGACUGUAUACUAUAGUGUUAACUUUUCAAACAGCUCUUAGCACUUUUAUACUAAUUACCCAUUUGUGCAUUGAUUUUUCUUUUAAAAAUGCUUGUUGUGAAAGACACAGAUACCCAGUAUGCUUAAUGUGAAAAGAAAAUGUGUUCUGUUUUGUAAAGGAACUUUCAAGUAUUGUUGUAAAUACUUGGACAGAGGUUGCUGAACUUUAAAAAAAUUAAUUUAUUAUUAUAAUGACCUAAUUUAUUAAUCUGAAGAUUAACCAUUUUUUUUUUGUCUUAGAAUAUCAAAAAGAAAAAGAAAAAGGUGUUCUAGCUGUUUGCAUCAAUGGAAAAAAAGAUUUAUUAUCAAGGGGCAAUAUUUUUAUCUAUUUCCAAAAUAAAUUUGUUAAUGAUGUUACCAAAAUAGAUUGACAUCAGCCUGAUUAGUCUAAAUUUUGUUGACAAUUAAUCCAUUCCUGGCAUAAAAAGUCUUUAUCAAAAAAAAAAUUGUAAAUGCUUGCUUUUUGUUUUUUCAAUCAUGGCCAUAUUAUGAAAAUACUAACAGGAUAUAGGACAAGGUGUAAAUUUUUUUAUUAUUAUUUUAAAGAUAUGAUUUAUCCUGAGUGCUGUAUCUAUUACUCUUUUACUUUUGUUCCUGUUGUGCUCUUGUAAAAGAAAAACAAAUAUAAUUUCCUGAAGAAUAAAAUAGAUAUAUGGCACUUGGAGUGCA